This is a messenger RNA of Danaus chrysippus (African queen), 1428 nucleotides long. Lineage: Eukaryota; Metazoa; Arthropoda; Insecta; Lepidoptera; Nymphalidae. The record is from the annotation of a GenBank genome assembly.
AUGAUUCCUAUAUUAGAGGGUAUGCCGUCUUUAUUGGUGGAGUUACCGGGAGGUCAACCCUCCAUUGCAUCGCGCACGCACGAUGUCGACAUAUACGAGGUCGUUGACCUCCCUUCGUUUGGCCUUAUAGAGUGCACUCCGAAUGCUGCGGACAGUGCGGACUCACCGAUACUAGAGGAGGCUGGAGAGAGCGGCUCUGAACAGAAGCCGAAGCCUCUCGUUAAAUACGGGGAGCUGGUUAUACUAGGGUACAAUGGUUUUCUACCGGCCGGAGAGCGAGGCCGGCGUCGUAGCAAAUUCGUGCUAUAUAGGAGACCACAGGCUAAUGGAGUCCGUAGAUCAAAGCACUAUGUGGUGAAGACUCCCCACAGCAGCAAGGCUAUCCUGGACGCCAACCAGCACUCCAUAUCCUACACUCUUAGUAGGAACCAGGCAGUCAUAGUCGAGUACACAGAGGAUCCCGACACUGAUAUGUUUCAAAUCGGUAGAUCAUCAGAGUCUCCGAUAGACUUCGUGGUGAUGGACACAGUGGCCGGUGAUAAGACUGGUGAUACCAAAGUGUUACAGAGCACCAUAUCACGUUUCGCUUGCCGCAUACUGUCCGAUAGAAAUGACGUCAACAAUUGCCGCAUAUACGCCGCUGGGUUCGAUUCUUCUAGGAAUAUAUUUCUUGGUGAGAAGGCCACUAAAUGGACGGAGAAUCACGAGAUAGACGGUCUGACUACCAACGGCGUCCUCAUCAUGCAUCCUCGUGGUGACUUCUGCGGCGGUAGCGCCACCUGUGGUCCGUGGCGCGAGACCUCCGUCGGUGGAGCUGUGUUCUCACUGAGAGAGAGCCGCUCCGCUCAACAGAAGGGCUUGCCGUGUCAGGCGGAAACAAACGUUCUUAGAGACGGAACAAUGAUCGACCUGUGUGGAGCUACGCUGCUGUGGAGAAGUGCUGAGGGAUUAAAGAAUUCACCCACGAAGCGUGAUCUUGAAGCACUAGUAGACGAGCUGAACGCCGGCCGCCCGCAGUGUCCCGUAGGUCUUAAUACACUGGUCAUACCUCGCAAGCUCUCCUCGGCCCACCAAGACUUGAACCAGCCUUACGUUUACCUCAACUGUGGACAUGUUCAAGGUGAACAUUCGUGGGGCGCGGAAGGCAGUGAGACGGGCGUACGUCGUUGUCCUAUGUGUUUAACAGCAGGGCCUGUUGUUCGUGUUUGUAUGGGAAUAGAACCAGCCUUCUACGUUGACUCCGGACCUCCAACAUACGCCUUCAACCCCUGCGGACACAUGGCUUCAGAGAGAACAGUCAAAUACUGGGCGACGGUGGACAUCCCCCACGGUACGAACGGCUUCCACGCCAUCUGUCCGUUCUGCGCGGCUCCGCUGCAGGGCUCGCCGGGGUACGUGCGGCUCAUCUUUCAGGACAACCUCGACUGA